AUGCCAGAUAAACAUCUUGAUAAAGUUUUCGUAGAAACUUGUAAUUCUCAUUCUCCUCGUCUCUCAGUAAUGGUAGAACAACUACAAAAUUAA
Messenger RNA from Heterostelium album PN500, 93 nucleotides. RefSeq lists its product as uncharacterized. NCBI's taxonomy places the organism in Eukaryota, Evosea, Eumycetozoa, Acytosteliales, Acytosteliaceae. The coding region runs from base 1 to 93 and encodes 30 amino acids. The record is from RefSeq and is a predicted model, not a curated record. The transcript has a single exon.